Molecule: messenger RNA, 899 nt
Organism: Physella acuta
Lineage: Eukaryota; Metazoa; Mollusca; Gastropoda; Physidae
Product: carboxypeptidase inhibitor SmCI-like
Molecular function (GO): serine-type endopeptidase inhibitor activity
Source: RefSeq, a predicted model, not a curated record
CUUUAUAUUGAGAGUUAAAAUAAGCCACAACUGUUCUAAAAUGUUGAGCAAGUGGAUUUGUGUGUUGCUUAUUGUGCUCAACAUGCAACCAUCAGUCUUGGGAGGCCCUAGGUACUGUAAACUGGAGCCAGAGACUGGUCCAUGUAAAGCCGACUUUACCAUGUUCUACUACAACCCAUCCACAAACGACUGUGAAGAGUUUAGCUACGGGGGCUGUAAAGGAAACAGGAACAGAUUUAAAACGAGGGAAAAUUGUCUCCACACUUGCGGUUGGUCUAAGUACUGUCUACUGGAGCCAGACCCUGGUCCAUGUGAAGCCCUCGCGUUCAUGUUCUACUACAACCCAUCCAAAAACGACUGUGAAGAGUUUAACUACGGGGGCUGUGGAGGAAACAGAAACAGAUUUGAAACAAGGGAAAGUUGUGUCCACACUUGCCGUCGUGCUGCUGCUAAUUAUAAAAUGACUUUGCGGAGAUCAGCUAACACAAGAAACAACAUUUGUAAAAUGUUGUCUCAGGCGGUUUGUGUUUUACUCAUUGUGUUCAUGAUACAACUUUCAGCGGGGGAUCGCCCGUCGGACUGUCAGUUAAAUCCAGAUAUGGGCCCAUGCCGUGGCCACUUCAUCAGAUACUUCUUCAACCCAUCGUCUGGAAGAUGUGAUUUAUUUAUCUACGGCGGCUGUGAUGGAAAUAACAACAACUUUAUGACAAGAGACGAAUGUAUGGAAACUUGCGGGCACAAUUAGGCAGGAAGAAAGUUUUCAGUGUCAUAUGUUCAUUUCAAUGUAUGUGUAAGACGAUGUCAUAUAUCAUGGUACUGACAAAUAUAAAACGCGCAUACGAAUGUUUCUGUCAUAUUAUCUAAUAUGUAUGUAAAAUAAACAUAUAGACACAACGCAA